GCUCGUCCUAUACGAACAAGAAACAUCCAAUUGAUUCUCCAUCAUGUCCGCCCUCUUCAACUUCCAAUCACUCCUCCUUGUCAUUCUCCUCCUGAUCUGUACCGCAACAUACGCACAUGCCCACGCCCCGGCAAUCAUGGAUAGAAACAAGCAUGGGUUCAUGGGGGUUUUCUGGAAGGCUGCGCGGAUAGGUGAGAGGUUGAGUCCGUACGUGAGUUUGUGUUGCGCUGCUAUGGCUGUUUCUCUCUUCUUCUCAUGAUCCACCAUCCCAGUAUUGUCUCUAGCGCUGGUCUCGGAGUUCUGGUGUUUUCUUUUUCUGGCAUACCACAGACCACGGCCGCGGUCUAGGGAUACAAAUUCUGACUCUAUGUCAUCGCAA
Messenger RNA from Saitoella complicata NRRL Y-17804, 379 nucleotides. Its product is annotated as putative S-adenosylmethionine-dependent methyltransferase. The transcript has 4 exons. NCBI's taxonomy places the organism in Eukaryota, Fungi, Ascomycota, Saitoellomycetes, Saitoellales, Saitoellaceae. Gene Ontology annotation, biological process: protein secretion; intracellular transport. The record is from RefSeq and is a predicted model, not a curated record. Bases 44 to 259 code for a protein of 71 amino acids.